Aspergillus nidulans FGSC A4 is the source of this 862-nucleotide messenger RNA. Its product is annotated as oxidoreductase, short-chain dehydrogenase/reductase family. Lineage: Eukaryota; Fungi; Ascomycota; Eurotiomycetes; Eurotiales; Aspergillaceae. The transcript is spliced from 3 exons. The record is from RefSeq and is a predicted model, not a curated record. The coding region runs from base 68 to 862 and encodes 264 amino acids.
CCGCAAUCUUCUCGUGGUAUAUUGCAGUAUACUGGAACUACAAUCCUCGCACAUCAGCAUUGGCACAAUGCCCUUCCCAUACAAGCACAUCCUCGUCAUUGGGGCAACCUCAGGCAUCGGCCGUGCCAUGGCUGAGCGCUUCGUCGAGAACGGCGCAAAGGUCAUUGUCGUCGGUCGUCGCAAGGAGCGUCUUGAUGCCUUUGUCUCCAAGUACGGCGAGAACAAGGCGCAGAGCAUGGUCUUUGAUAUCACGCAGACAGACAAGAUGCCGGAGUUCGUAAAAGAAAUUACUGCAAAGUAUCCGGAUAUCGACAGCGUCUACCUCAACGCCGGUGUUCAGCGUACACACGAUUUGACCCAGGAAGGGGGAUGGGAUCUCGAGGCGUUCAACAACGAAUUCCACACAAACUUUACGAGCGCGGUUUCGCUCGUUCAUGCGUUUUUGCCGUUUUUGAAACGCAAAGCCGAGACGCAGCCGGCGAGCUUUAUCUUUACCGGAACCAACCUUGCGAUUGUCCCUGCGGCUCCGAUGCCAGCUUACUCGGCAUCGAAGACGGCUCUGAAUGUGUUUGUCCUCUCUCUGCGUGAGCAGCUGAAACAGUCGAGCAAGCUCAAGGUGAUCGAAGUCUCGCCUCCUGCUGUUCAGACCGAACUGCACGACUACAUGGGUGCCCACGGCGCCACCAUCGGCAUGCCACUCGACCAGUUCAUCAAUGAGGCGUUUAGCGGGCUCCAGAAGGGUCUCGAUCAGGUUAUUGUCGGAAAUGUUGUGGAUAAUGAGACGUUCCAUGAUAUCGUUCAGAAGCGCCGGAGUUUGUUUGAAAAGUUGGCUGCGGCGAUGCGCAGUAUGCAUGGCAAGUAA